GCACGUACGUCUACUCAGCCCAGCGCUGCCUCUGCACCUCCGCGGUGUCAGGGAACAUGAUCUUGCAAGAUCCCACCGCGCGUCACACCUUUGUGCUCACCGUGAACCUCACUUCCAGCCUGGGCCCGAGGGGCCGCGAGGCGCAGUCAGAGUUUGG
Molecule: messenger RNA, 157 nt
Organism: Effrenium voratum
Lineage: Eukaryota; Dinophyceae; Suessiales; Symbiodiniaceae
Source: the annotation of a GenBank genome assembly